CUACAAUUAUUACCCUCCUUUUGACAGAUGAGAAAACUGAGACUCCAGGAAGUAAGGUGUCUUGCCUCAUAUACUUAGGAAGUGUCAAAAGUAGGUAGACCCAGCUUUUCCAACUAACCCCAGCUGCCUAUAACACGGACUGCAUCGCGAGUGUGUGUAUUAAGUGCCUCUCUGUCCCUACAUGUACUUGCUGCCUAGCAUGUGUGCAAUUCCUUAAGACAAACUCAAAGCAAGAACGAAUUUAGAGGUUAUCUAAUUCAAUUCCUUCGUUUUACAAAUCAGGAAACUGAGACCCAGACAGAUGAAGGGGCUCGGUUCCUCUGAAUCCUGGAUCCUGCAUUCUUUUCCCAUUAUAUUCGCCUGUCUCUUCACCCCCACCCCCACAAGCCUCAAAAAUUAAUGGACGUUGAAGGGACGCCAGGAUAGACCGAGGCAGCGGCCCCAUGGGCCCGCCCUUCCCUUUCCCCACUUCCUCUUCCUUGGCCCCAAACCCACGUGGAAGCCGUGCUCCACGGGGGCUGGAGGAGCUAGUCCGGGGCCAGAGCCGGGUGGCCUCGGUCAGCACGGGAGAGGACAGGCCCGGCCCUCAGCCCAGCGCCGACUCAGCCUCCGAGGCUGGCCAAGGGCCGCCGCCACUGCCGCUCCGGCUUUCCGCGUCUUCGAAACCGCCGCCACCUGUCGGGACCUGCCCGCCCCCCGGUAUAAAGCCCCGGGGACGAGCCCUGCCCCCCGGAGUCGGACCCCCAUGGAGACACUGCUGGGGACAGAGCACGGCCGGGUAG
Messenger RNA from Phascolarctos cinereus (koala), 782 nucleotides. Lineage: Eukaryota; Metazoa; Chordata; Mammalia; Diprotodontia; Phascolarctidae. The record is from RefSeq and is a predicted model, not a curated record.